UCAUAGGAGGGGAACUUAAGUCUAUGGAUCUAAUAUGGAUUAGUUACAUAAUUAUUUUUGUAACAAGUUCAAUUUGAUUCCAAUAUAUUUAAUAACUAUUUCUAUAUCAAAGUUUAAUUCAUGAUUUGAACGUUUACCAUGCCAGUAAAUUGCUCGAAAUGUGAAACAAAUAGGGCCACGGUGAAACGUCCUAAAACUGGUCAUGCUGUGUGCCGUGAAUGCUUCUUCGCUGUAUUUGAAGAAGAAGUUCAUGAAACCAUCACUAGGGGGAACCUCUUUCAGCAAGGAGAAUAUGUAGCCAUUGCUGCAUCUGGAGGGAAAGAUUCAACAGUGCUGGCAUACGUUUUAAAACGUUUGAACGAACGCUAUAACUAUGGUUUACGUCUGGUACUUUUGUCCAUUGAUGAGGGUAUCACAGGCUACAGAGAUGACUCUUUGGAGUCAGUGAAAAGAAAUGAGACAGAUUAUGGCAUCCCAUUGAAAAUCUUAUCUUAUAAUGAGCUUUAUGGUUGGACUAUGGAUAAGAUUGUGAAAGAAGUUGGCCGUAAGAAUAAUUGUACAUUUUGUGGUGUGUUUCGCCGGCAGGCCUUAGAUCGAGGGGCAGAAGUCCUGGGAGUCGAUAAGUUGGUCACAGGCCACAAUGCUGAUGAUGUUGCAGAGACUGUUUUAAUGAAUGUACUUCGAGGUGAUAUUGCUAGGUUGCAACGAUGCACAAAUUUGGUUACAGAUUCAGAGGGUCUCAUUCCACGCUGCAAGCCAUUCAAGUACACAUAUGAGAAAGAAAUUGUGAUGUAUGCAUAUUUCAAGGGAUUAGACUAUUUUUCUACCGAAUGUAUUUAUUCCCCCAAUGCUUACAGGGGCCAUGCAAGAGCUUAUUUAAAAGACUUGGAGGCUAUACAACCAUCUGUCAUACUUGAUAUUAUUCACUCUGGUGAAUGCAUGAAGUUGAAAGAAGACAUCAAGUUGCCUUCUCAAGGAGUAUGUGAAAAAUGUGGUCUUGUUUCUAGUCAGUCUAUUUGUAAGGCAUGUCUCUUGUUAGAAGGUCUGAACACAGGAGUUCCUGGGCUUGGUGUAAAGAAAAGCAGCAAAAUCAAGAGGAGGAACCCCAAUGCACCUACGGGUUGUAAAGGCAGUUGUCAGUCUGGAUGCAAAACUUGACAAUGUAUAUUCUGUGUGAAUAAAUGUUUUAUUAAAUUA
Uloborus diversus is the source of this 1197-nucleotide messenger RNA. It is a transcript of the gene Ctu1, whose product is annotated as cytoplasmic tRNA 2-thiolation protein 1-like. Gene Ontology annotation, molecular function: tRNA binding. The coding region runs from base 139 to 1158 and encodes 339 amino acids. The record is from RefSeq and is a predicted model, not a curated record. Gene Ontology annotation, cellular component: mitochondrion; cytosolic tRNA wobble base thiouridylase complex. The transcript has 14 exons. NCBI's taxonomy places the organism in Eukaryota, Metazoa, Arthropoda, Arachnida, Araneae, Uloboridae. Gene Ontology annotation, biological process: tRNA wobble position uridine thiolation.